This is a messenger RNA of Rubroshorea leprosula, 1625 nucleotides long. Lineage: Eukaryota; Viridiplantae; Streptophyta; Magnoliopsida; Malvales; Dipterocarpaceae. The record is from the annotation of a GenBank genome assembly.
AAAUUGCCAGCCUCAAGCGAUUCUGUCACUCUUCAUUACUGGCACCACCUCUUCUUCAUUCUCCCCUCUCAAUUUUCCCCCAAAAAAAUCCAAAUUCUCAGUAACCAAACACCAAGUUGGUGAGAGAAAGCAGGAGCACAUGGAAGAGGAGAGUUCGGAAAUGGAGAUCGACAGUCGUAUAUUUGCACUCUCUGCUUUAGCUUCUCUGUUGACGGUGAUUUCGCUCGUCUUGGUUUUCAUGGUGUCUGAUCCGAAUUACUCCAUCACGGGCUUCGCCGAUUCAAAAUCAGAAUUCUCCCUACCGACGGUAGAGUUGCAGAGAAUCAUUCCCAGCACUCCUGACCACAUCAAAGCCAUUUCCGGUGGAUCCAAGGUUCUUCUUCACACCAACCGAUCCAGAAACUCAACCGGCGCCGUUAUCAGAAAAUGGAAGAGACUGAGCAGAGAAGAAGAACUAGCUAGAGCUAGAGCUUCUAUUCGCAUGGCGGUUUUGGGACGAAAUGUCUCUGCGGAGACCGCCCGAUUUGAAAAGGAAAGCGAUCUUUCGGCCGUACAAGUCUACCGAAAUCCCCGUGCAUUUUCCCGGAGCUAUGAUGAAAUGGAGAAGAGAUUCAAGGUCUAUGUUUACAUGGAAGGGGACAUACCAAUCGUCCAUAGGGGGCCUUGCAAAGACAUAUAUGCUAUCGAAGGAAGAUUCAUAAGUGAAAUGGAACAUGGGUUCAGGAGGUUUCGAACAAGUGAUCCACGCCGUGCACAUGUUUUCUUCAUGCCCUUUAGUGCGACUUGGAUGGUCCGGUACCUCUACACCCCUCUCUCCUACAACCACAGUCCCCUUAGGCAAUUUGUCUCUGAUUAUGUGAGAGUGAUAUCCACCAAGUACCCAUUUUGGAAUAGAACUCAGGGGGCUGACCACUUCAUGCUUGCCUGCCAUGAUUGGGGACCCAGUGCAUCACGGGGCAGCUCACUCCUCUACAACAAUUCCAUCAGGGUAUUAUGUAAUGCCAACACCUCGGAAGGCUUCAAACCACAAAAGGACGUAAGCCUGCCAGAAAUCGCCCUCUAUGGUGGUAACAUAUCACCCAAACUCCUCCAUCCACCGCCACCCAACGCUUCUCGACCCCGUCUCUCCUUCUUUGCUGGUGGACUUCAUGGCCCCAUCCGCCCACUCCUCCUCCAGCAGUGGAAGGGCCGAGACCCUGACAUGCAGGUUUAUGAAUACCUUCCCAAAGACAGCGACUAUUACACAUACAUGCUCAACUCCAAAUACUGUUUAUGUCCAAGUGGGUACGAAGUGGCCAGUCCUAGAAUUGUUGAGGCUAUAUAUGCUGAAUGCGUACCGGUUAUUCUGUCAGAGCAUUAUGUCUUGCCAUUUAGUGAUGUGCUCCAAUGGGAAGCUUUCUCGAUCCAGGUGGAAACAUCCGAGAUUCCCAGAUUGAAGGAGAUUUUGAUGGCCGUUCCUGAAGAGAAAUAUCGGAGGCUUCAAGAGGGUUUAAGGGCUGUGAGAAAGCAUUUUAUGUUGAACCAACAUGCUCAGAGGUUUGAUGUAUUGCAUAUGAUAUUGCACUCUAUAUGGCUUAGGAGAAUUAAUAGAAGACUCCCAUAGACAAUAGAGACAUAUAUUGUAA